AUGGCCCCUUCCAAGAAAUCCCAACCUAAAAGAGGUGCCGAGAUGGAACGCGCCAUUCAGCUCGUCAGCAAUGGUAUUCUGCACAUGGCCCAUAACAUGACAGAAGGAUCAUUGGAUUUUACCCAGGAUGUUACAAUACAAGCAGGACAAAUUUACGAUGAUUUGUUUGAAAUGGUGGAGAAUUCUCAAGCGGCAGAGGAUUUCAUCAAUCGUUCCAUCGAGGCCGAACAGGCGUUCGAGGAAGGUCUUCGGGAAGGCCGUCUAGAAGGUGGCGAAGAAGGGGAAAAACGGGUGUUCGAGGAGGGUCUCCUUGAAGGUCGUCGAGAAGGUCGUGAGGAAGGUAAAGAAGCCGCGGAGAAGAUUAUCAGGGAGCAGUAUUGGGUUGGAGGAUUGGUGACUGCACUCGUGAUGAUUGUGGUUGUUGUUUUCACCAGAGUCUCCAAGUCUGCUUGUGCUUGUCCGUAG
Molecule: messenger RNA, 465 nt
Organism: Ramularia collo-cygni
Lineage: Eukaryota; Fungi; Ascomycota; Dothideomycetes; Mycosphaerellales; Mycosphaerellaceae
Exons: 2
Coding region: 1-465 (154 amino acids)
Source: RefSeq, a predicted model, not a curated record